Molecule: messenger RNA, 2386 nt
Organism: Solea senegalensis (Senegalese sole)
Lineage: Eukaryota; Metazoa; Chordata; Actinopteri; Pleuronectiformes; Soleidae
Product: olfactory receptor 51I2-like
Exons: 1
Coding region: 741-1703 (320 amino acids)
Biological process (GO): G protein-coupled receptor signaling pathway
Cellular component (GO): membrane
Molecular function (GO): olfactory receptor activity; G protein-coupled receptor activity
Source: RefSeq, a predicted model, not a curated record
UCAGUUAUUUUUGGAUGUUUUGUUUUUAAAUCUCAUCUCUUUUCAUUGGCCUUUGACACCAUUGAAGUUGCUGAUGUUAUUUUAUUUCAUCAGAUUCUAUUGUGGAUUAUUAUAGGUCUGCUACUUUUGUUUUACCCAUGUUUUAUUUUUAAGAUGUAUUGAGCUUUUAUGCCUUUUAUUUAUUAUUCUGUAUUCAACACUUUGGUCCAUUAUCUCCUUUGACCUUUGGCCAAGAAGGCAGCACAACAACGGUCACAGAUUACAACAACACAGACAUAUACUAUCUAUAUACUAUACUAUCAUACACAACACAUUAAUUAAACACAGCAUAACAGAGAUUGGUCAUCACAUCAUUGUCUCAAUGCGAAUUCUUGGAGCGACAGAAGCAUCGCGUUGUGCAUUGACUUUGUAUGUAAACUCGGAUUUUCUAUUUUUAAUCUUUCUCAACCUUUAUUUUACCAGGAUAAUCUCAUUGGGAUUGCAAAUCUCUUUUCAAAAGGCGUCCUGGCCAAGAGGCAGCACACACAUCUACAGGAAAACUCUAGAGAAUCAAACGACAGAAACCUAAAAGCAGUGACAGGCCGAUGAAGUCCUUGAGAAUGAUCCAGAGAAACCAGUUUUCUGAGUUAUCUCAGGGAGAGUCUCUGGUGUUUGUUGGAUGUCACUGACCAUUUUUAUUCUCCUUCUUUCCAGGUGCAAAUUAUCCCCCCAUCGGUGAUUCAAGAGGACGAGCAGAAGUUAUGUCCACAAAUUCUUCUCCUCUUGUUUUUACUCUGGAGACACUGGCUUUACCCGACGCCAGCAUUUACCCUAUGUUCUUCUUGGGGACUUUGACGUACGUGUUGAUCACGUUCUUCAACGUGCUCUUGUUGACCACCAUCGCUCUGAACAAGAAGCUACACAAGCCCAUGUUCAUCCUGCUGUUCAACCUGCCGCUCAGCGACAUGGUGUGCGCCACGGCUUUUUUCCCUCACCUCAUUUACAGCAUCAUGACGCAAGACAGACUCAUCAACAAGCCGGCAUGCAUCAUCCAGGCUUUCCUGAUCCACUUCUACGGCACGGGAAACAUGUUGGUCUUGACCGCCAUGGCUUACGACCGCUACGUCGCUGUGUGCUGCCCCUUGAGAUACAACACCAUCAUGUCGCCACCCAACCUGGUGAGGAUUAUCACCACCGUGUGGCUGAUUACCUUCUUGGUCAUCGGCGCGUUGUUCUUCCUGCUCAUGCGCUUGAAAGUCUGCCGGAGGAAUGUGGUCGAUUUGUUCUGCAACAAUCCGUCGCUCCUGAAAAUGGUCUGCGAGGACACGACCGUCAACAACAUCUACGGGUUAGCGUUGAUGUGCGUGGUUCAGGGCGGGUCGCUGGCUGUCGUCAUGUACUCGUACGUGAGGAUCUUGCACGUGUGCUUCGUCACGAGCCAGACCGACACUCGCAGGAAAGCCAUCCAGACGUGCGGCACGCACUUAAUCGUAUUCUUGAUCUUUCAGAUCAACUCGGUCACGGCGCUCAUCUCUCAUCGCAUUGUGAACGCAAACCCGUACAUGAGGAGGCUCCUCGGUGUGUCCAUCCUCGUGUUCCCACCUUUUUUGGAUCCAAUCAUUUAUGGACUGAAAUCAGUAGAACUGAAGCAGAGCCUUAGAAUGUUCCUAAAAAGAAACAUAGUGGGUGUCAAGUUGUUAAAAAAAAAGAGAAGACACCUUUAAAGGCCCAUUUAUUCGCCAUUUUCGUGAGUUUUACGUCCCAAACGUUGUCUCCGUCACUAACACUGUACCCGUCCAUGCGUCUUUUGAGUCACAACCCCUGGAUUUUGUUCUUUCUGUUGCUUUUUCUGUUUUCCUUGUCUUGGGUUUUUGGUUAUUUGGCCUAAGAUUAAAAAAAAGUCCUAAAACAACUGUCCAAAUUAAGAUCGCCUGGAUUAAAUCCAGGGGUUCUGACAUUAUGGACAUUACACAAUACUUCUCCUCUAGAGGGCAGUGUGUAGUGACAAGUUGCAGGCUUCAACAAACAUGGCGACCAUUGGAGAGGUUAUUUUAUUGUGCGUGAUCCAAAAUGGACAGAUUGAUGACGAAAUGCGUAUCUACGUCCACGAUGACCUUUGACAACUCGCUUUGUCUUUUUCCUGAUUGAUUGGACAAUUGACUCUACACUGUCCCCAUGAUUUCUGGUGGUGUUGCUCUGUUUCGUAAAUCAUCGUAAAUUAUUAUUUUCCCCGUAUUUUGUGUAGACUCUACAUUAAUAAAGGGAUAGUUCAGUUGUUGUUGUUUUUUUUUGGUUGUGUGAGAUUAUUGACAGAUUAUGACCCAAAGUUGGUAUGAUAUAAUAUAAGUAUAAUGAUAUAGAUGACAGAUGACUGAGUCACUGAUCAAAAUAAACCAUUCAACAUUUA